This is a messenger RNA of Salvelinus fontinalis (brook trout), 11498 nucleotides long. RefSeq names its product furin-like. Gene Ontology annotation, cellular component: trans-Golgi network; Golgi membrane. The transcript is spliced from 16 exons. The coding region runs from base 3976 to 6573 and encodes 865 amino acids. The record is from RefSeq and is a predicted model, not a curated record. Gene Ontology annotation, molecular function: serine-type endopeptidase activity. Gene Ontology annotation, biological process: peptide hormone processing. NCBI's taxonomy places the organism in Eukaryota, Metazoa, Chordata, Actinopteri, Salmoniformes, Salmonidae.
GCUGGAAACGGGCUGGUUUAUUUCUCUUGAACCCGGCUGCUUGUCAUGGGGUUUGUGUGCGAGCAAGCGUGUCAGAAUAAAAAGCAUGGCUCUUUUGCACCAUCUAGUAGUCAACCGUACAACAUUGAACGGAACCAAUUGUUUAUGCAUGAGCGUAUGGUAUAAAUCCGGAAGAUGGCGGUCAUAGACAACAGUUUGUGGUUGCGCAAGGUGGCGGCGUUCCACUUAUGAUCGAACGGUGACGUAGUGCUGUAGCACAGAUACAAGGUUGCCAUGUUCGUAGUUUUCUAGUAAAUUGGGAUACUUUGAAAACGUUUUUUGAGCUAUUUCUAAUUUCACCGCGGCCGCCAUGGCAUUUCUCAAAAAAUUCACUCGGAGGUGGUUAAAUAAAUUCGCACGGAGGUGGUUGACUUUGCUUAAAGAAAACGUUAUCAAGCGAAGUGUUUUACGUAUGCUCAGUUAUUGUGUCUCGGGGGCUGCCCGAGUGGAAAUUUGAAAUUAAAGUUAUAGAGCGUCCUCGCGUGGUUCUUUUAUGAAGAAAAGUACUCCAUGAAACGGACAUUAAUUGUGGAGAAUGAUACAUUUGCCUCCGUUGGCUAUCAAGUAGUCUAUUAAUUGAUAUGCCAUUGUAGCCUACUUUAGGCUACCGUUUGAUACAAUAAAUAUUUUGAAAUUAUGAUAUCACUGAUCAUAGGCGGGGUCUUGUUUGAGGACGCAUAGCUCUCGACCUUCGCUUCUCCCGAGUCCGUACGCGAGUUGCAGCGAUGGGAUAAGACUCUAACUACCAAAAACAUCACGGAAUUGGAAAGAAAAAGUCCCCCCCCCCCCCCCCCCCCCCCCCCAAAAAAUGGUCAUUGCAAAUCAAUGUGACCUUGUGUAGCCUACCUGGAGCUGGCAAAGCAAUUUAAUAAACAGCCUAUAACUUCAGUUUGUUGUUGUUGUAAACAUGUGUUGUUAUGCAAUUAUUAAUGGACAUGUUUAGUAAAUUCAAUUAGAAGUCAUCAAAGCUCAAGCAAAAUUGCCCAUCAGUUGUUAGAAUGCAUUAGAUUGAUGGUAACAGUAGUAAGAUUAGGCUAAAAAAUAAACAUAUUCAGUUCAUAUACAGUACCAAUCAAAAGUUAGGACACACAUACUCAUUCAAGGGUUUUUCUUUAUUUCUACUAUUUUCUACAUUGUAGAAUAACAGUGAAGACAUCAAAUCUAUGAAAUAACACAUAUGUAAUCAUGUACAUUUUAGAUAUAGAAUGGAAUCAUAGAUUUGGAAUCAUAUAGAUUUUAGAAUCUUCAAAGUAGCCACCCUUUGCCUUGAUGACAGCUUUUCACUCUCUUGGCAUUCUCUCAACUAGCUUCAUGAGUAAAGCUUUUUCCAACAGUCUUGAAGGAGUUCCCACAUAUGCUGAGCACUUGUUGGCUGCUUUUCCUUCACUCUGCGGUCCAACCAAUAAAGAAAAACCCUGGAAUGAGUAGGUGUGUCCAAACUUUUGACUGGUACUGUACAUAUCAUUAAUAUUUAAUUCGGUGAUUGAAAUGAUGACCCUAUCCUUCGUAGCUUAUUACAGCAGGCUAUUGGGAAACAAGCAUUUCUUACCUCUAAAUCACCUCCCUAUUAAUGUUGAAUUAAUGAGUCUGUUCAUUUUAACUAAACAAGCUGCUAAAUCGUUUAGUUUACAUCUUGCCUACAUCUUGUCUAGGCUACUGUAGACUAUCUGAAAUGAGAUGUAGGUGUCACACCCUGACCGUAGAUAUUUCUGUUUUUCUAUAUAUUUUGGUUAGGUCAGGGUGUGACUAGGGUGGGUACUCUAGUUUUUGUAUGUCUAUGUUUUUUGUAUGUCUAUGUUGGCCUGAUAUGGUUCCCAAUCAGAGACAGCUGUUUAUCGUUGUCUCUGAUUGGGGAUCAUAUUUAGGUUUCCUCAUUUGUGUUGUGGGAUCUUGUCUAUGUAUAGUUGCACAUCAGUAGCGUCACGUUUGGUUUGGUUGUUUGUUUUGUUAGGUGAGUUUCAGUUUAUUAAAAUUAUGUGGAACUCUACUCACGCUGCACCUUGGUCUCAUCAUUAUGACGAACGUGACAGUAGGCCUAUCAGCGGCUAUCUAAGCAAACCAUGGCAAAAUGUAAUUACAAUCAUAAACCCAGAUUUUAGUCUGUAGCCUAUGCCUAUUGAAAUGACAAGUCAAUCUCGCAAAUGGCCGGUUUGUAGUCUUAUCAUCUGGCACAUAAUAACACAAUUGCCAGAAAAUAGCCUAACAUUAAUUUUUUCAAGUUCCUCCAAGUGUUUCUUGCUCAGAGAUUUCGAGAUCCUCUGUCCAACGUUCACCACUCAAACUCCCCUGUUGGAUUUAUCUAUAGUUUUACACAUGUGCAAAAUGGAUUUAUUUACAAUUAUAGGGUACUAGGGGGUAACUAACCCCCCUAAGAACAAUGUCUAAUUGCUGACACAAAAAAGCGAUGUUUCGGGGAAAAAAUUGGUAUGUGAAUGAAGGUCAUGCUUAGGCAAAUUAACUAUAAAGGGAAAUAAAUGGCUAGAGUUUACACUUUUUUUGUUAUUUCAUGAAAUGUUAUUUUUCAAAAAGGGAUUUUUUUUUUUAGUAUCGGGGUAACUGCCCCACCCCCCCUCUUUUUAACUCACCUUUUUCUUUCUUUGCUGUUCCUUUUCCAUACAAUCCAUUAUGUACAAUUGCACUAAAUAUUAUUUGAAUAAUGCAAGAUUUUACAUCCCAGCAGUCUUUAAAAGGACAUUCAGGGACAAACGGUUAUCAAAAGUUGUUUUAAAUUAAUUUAAAAAAAGAUUGUUUGGAAUAUAAUAUUGAAAUGGGAUAUAAAGUUGAAAUCGUUGGGUGUGUCCAAGACUUGCCGUUGCAUCAUGCUUAAAAACAGCCCUUAGCUAUGGUAUAUUGGCCAAAUACCAUAAACCCUUGAGCCUUAAUGCUUAAUAAUAGCAGUCAAACGAGUUACAUUUACAUCCAUUGAUGGAAAAUUGUCUCGUGAGUUUAAUAAGGGCAAAUUAUAUUUUCUCUUGCAACAUAUUCAAAUUGUUUUAUUGCACCAUGUCAUAGCUGGCAGUAAUUAUUAUUUUGAGGAAAACCGAAUUUAGCUUCGAACGUCAUUACAAGUUACUACGAUAUUCCUUCUUAAAUGUCUCGAUAACGUUAUGGGAAAAGGGUUUAUUUUACACACAUGGCAACAUCUCUCUUGCUUUGAAAACGUUUUUUGGCUAGUUUUCAGGCCUUUAGGGCAGGUUUUAACAGUCAUUGUUUUAGAAAUGUCAGCUUGCCUGGCAACCCUGCACAGAUAUAACAAUGAAAAUAGUGGAGUGUGGACGUAGCUACUUUCUGGGGGUUUUGCUAUUUUAUUAUAGGUAGCAAAGUGGACAAAUAUAUCCGUUUCUGUGUAACCUUUUGUGUAUAUGUAUAACCUUUUGAUAAUUUUAGAACAUGCUUUGAAUAUAUUAGUGUGUUCGAGUGGAGCAGUAUGCAUGUCAUGGAACUGUUUUGAACGCCCUAGCUAGCUACAUAGACAAACAACUGGUUUUGAAGUACUACUCGUUCGAGACAACGAUUAAGACGAGGAAAGUCUAUUACGAACAAAGUGUAGCAGAGUGGCAGUGACAAUAUUGCAGUACCAAGGUACACGGGGGGACCUUGAGUGGUGUCUGAGUAUGCCACACACGUAACUCCACAGAGUUCCUGAGCAACGCCGCGGGAGGAGAGAUCUGUCAACUGGGCAGCUGAGACAUGACGUGGACAUUUCAUCCGACAGAUUGGUUCAAAUGUCAUAGCCAACGUGUAUUGUUUUGUUCUUUGAGGAAAGAGGUUGGAGAGGUAUCCCGAAGUAGCGGGGUGGGAGGGAACGAAUUAACCAGGUCACUGUUCUACUUGGCUGCUGUGAGGGUGCUCAGGGCUGUGACUGGUGAGCAGUGAGACUUCUCCACCCCAGACAGACGGACGGAGUGCCUCUGUCCGGUGCCCCUCCUCCUUUUCAUGGAUGCCAGGCUGGUCCUGCUGCAGCUUUGGACUCUCCUCGGUCUCCUGUCCUUAGCACUGGAGUUGACUGCUGAACAGACCGCUGCCGAGGAGGUCUACACUAACACCUGGGCGGUCCACAUAGAGGGAGGACCACAAGAGGCUGACCGCAUCGCCAGGAAACAUGGUUUCAUAAACCACGGCAAUGUGUUUGGGAGUUAUUAUCACUUCCGGCAUCACACUGUGGUAAAGAGAUCCCUAUCAGGCCACAGGGGAACACAUGUACGACUACAGAAGGAACCACAGGUGCGGUGGGCGGAGCAGCAGGUGUCUAGGCGGAGGAAGAAGAGGGAUGUCUACACCGAACCAUCCGACCCCAAAUUCCCCCAGCAGUGGUACCUGGUGAGCAAGUCCAACCCCAGCCAAGCAGACCUGAAUGCCAAGGGAGCGUGGUCCCAGGGUUACACUGGGAGAGGAGUUGUGGUCACCAUCCUGGAUGACGGCAUAGAGAAAGACCACCCAGACCUGGCCACCAACUAUGACCCUGAGGCCAGCUAUGAUGUCAACGAUGGAGACUCUGACCCCCAGCCACGCUACACACAGCGCAACGAGAACAGACAUGGAACACGGUGUGCUGGGGAGGUUGCUGCAGCCGCCAACAACAACGUAUGUGGGGUGGGAGUGGCAUACAACACCAAAAUUGGAGGUGUGCGUAUGCUGGACGGGGAGGUGACAGACAUGGUGGAGGCCCACUCCCUCAGCCUGAACUCACAGCACAUCCACAUCUACAGCGCCAGCUGGGGCCCAGAGGAUGAUGGGAAGACGGUAGAUGGCCCCGCCAAGCUAGCCAAGGAGGCCUUCCUCCGAGGAGUCACUGAGGGCCGAGGCGGGCUGGGCUCCAUCUUUGUGUGGGCAUCGGGGAAUGGUGGUCGUGAGAAGGACAGCUGUAACUGUGAUGGUUACACCAACAGCAUCUACACCCUAUCCAUCAGCAGCACCACCCAGUAUGGCAUGGUACCCUGGUACAGCGAGGCCUGCUCCUCCACCCUCGCCACCACCUUCAGCUCUGGAAACCCCAACGAGAAACAGAUAGUGACUACAGACCUGAGACAGAAGUGUACAGACUCCCACACGGGGACGUCAGCCUCAGCCCCCCUGGCUGCUGGGAUCAUCGCACUGGCUCUGGAAGCCAAUAUGAACCUGACAUGGAGGGACAUGCAGCACCUGGUGGUGAGAAGCUCUCACCCCGCCCACCUCAGCACGGACGACUGGAGUACCAAUGGAGUGGGCCGCAGAGUGAGUCAUUCGUAUGGGUAUGGUCUGCUGGAUGCGGGGGCCAUGGUGGCCCUGGCUCAGAACUGGACAAGUGUGGGCCCACAGCACCAGUGUGUUCUCACCAUGCUCUCAGAGCCCAGGGACAUAAGCAGCCGGCUGCUGUUCAGUAAGACAUUGGACGCCUGCUGGGGCAAACCAGAGUAUGUCAGCUCUCUGGAGCACGUCCAGGCCCGCCUCACUCUCUCCUACAACCACAGAGGAAACCUGGCUAUACACCUCAUCAGCCCCCUAGGGACACGCUCUACCCUGCUGGCACCCAGGCCUAAAGACUACUCAUCAGAGGGAUUUAAUGACUGGGCCUUCAUGACCACCCACUCGUGGGAUGAGGACCCUCGAGGGGAGUGGACCCUGGAGAUAGAGAACGUCUCAGAACAAGGGCACGACUAUGAGCCCCAGGACCAGCUUGCGUAUGGGAACUCUUCUCCAGGUUCAUCUCUCUGUGUGUUGAGUCAGUUUACUCUGAUCCUGUACGGUACGGGCUCCAGCUCCAUUAACGCCUUGUCUCCUGACUUCCCCCGGCCGUCCAACAACAGUUGCAAGACCUUCGACGCCCAGCAGAUCUGCAUAGAGUGUAGCCCAGGCUUCUCCCUGUUCCUGCAGGGUUGUGUGAAGCUCUGCCCCCCCGGCUUCACCUCAGGCCCCCAGCUCCUCAACCUGUCCCUGGACAACUGGGUGGACUUGUCCUCCGUCCAGGCCUGCCUGCCCUGCCAUCCUGCCUGCCUCACCUGCUCCGGACCCAGGCCCAACGACUGCCUCUCCUGUCCCCCUCACAGUCACCUGGUCCUCACCGCCUGCCUACACCAGAACCAAGUACAGCGCAAGUCCCCAACCGGCCAAGUCCUCCAGGGAGAGGGGAGUGGACCAGGGGAGAGCCCAGUGGGGUCAGAGCAGGGGGGAGAGGGAGAGCCUCCAGGGCCUAACCUGGGCCUGUCCUCCCCUCUGGUUACCCUGCUUGCAGUGCUCAGCUGUGCCUUCAUCUUGGCAGCCUUCGCUGGGGUUUUCCUCCUGAUGCAGCUGCGCUCUGGUUGCGCCCCCUGGGCCCGAAGGACCAAACUGCACUCUGUGGAAACUGGGGGUGGGGCCUCGGGGGGCAUCCGUGUGGGCUUUGGCUUCGGCCUGGGGCUGGGCUGGGAAAGGCAGGGCAUGGUGUCUUAUAAGGGGAUCCCCACUGUGUGGAGGGCGGAGGACCAGGUAACACUGGGGGGCUCUGAAUCGGACAGCGAGGAGCUAGACUGCCACAGUGAGAGGACAGCCUUUAUCAGGACACAGAGCUCCCUCUAGCCCCCUCUCUGACCCCUACAUCUGGGGGAAACUCUCUUCAGAGGGGUUGGUCUCUCCGGCCCCUUCCUCUGCUGGAGCUUAUGGGUCUGUGGUUUAGGUCUGGCUCAGGCCUCGUCCCUUGCUGAGACUGAUACACAGAGAUGCUGAUCCAGGGAUGUGAUGGCAGCCCAGCAAGCACCUCCAGGUCCACUGAUUCACCCUCAAGCAUUAGUCAACAGAAAAUGUUUUAAUUCUAUAAGUACCAUAUUUUAUUGUAUAUUAUUUUCCUUUGCUUUUAAAGACUUAAAUAAGAUUAUUCCCCUGGCCCAAGGGUAAAGGGAAACUACAGUUUCUGAAUUGAGUUGGGGAUCCAUAGUUUUCGCUAAUGUUUCUCAUUGACCUUAUUUUUGUUGCGGUAUACACAUGGCCCUGAGCCUCGGUCCUAAUAUGAGCAGGCAUGGGAAGAGAUCAGCAUACAUGCGCGUGUAUGUGUGACUGUGACUUUGUACACAAGAGCUAAAUAGUCGCCCAACACAGUUUCUGAGUGGAUGAAGAACACAGCAGGGUUUAUUUAAUGUACAACAGAGAGAGAAAGAGAAAGUUUGGAUUUGUAAAUUAGAUUCUCUCUGUGAUAAACACCUUCUGAUUAAACUUUUUCCUACUGCUUGUUCUUUGAGAGCUUCCUACUCUGCUCUAUAAUCAGUGGGCUGCUGCACUUCUUCAGCAGCUAAUACAACCCCACUAUACACUGAGUGUACAAAACAUUAAGAACCCUUCCUAAUAUUGAGUUCUACAAGGUGUCGAAACUGUUCCACAGGGAUGCUGUCCCAUGUUGACUCCAAUGCUUUCCACAGUUGUUUCAAGUUGGCUGGAUGGCUUUUGGGUGGUGGACCAUUCUUGAUACACACAGAAACUGUUAAGCAUGAAAAACCCAGCAGCGUUGCAGUUCUUAGCACAAACUGUUGCGCCUGGCACAUACUGCCACACCCCGUUCAAAGGCACUUCAAUAUUUUGUCUUGCCCAUUCACCCUCUGAAUGGCACACAUACACCAUCCAUGUCUCAAAUGUCUCAAGGUUUAAAAAAAUAUUUAUAUAACCUGUCUCCUCCCCUUCAUCUACACUGAUUGAAGGGGAUUUAGUGGCAUCAAUAACGGAUCAUAGCUUUCACCUGGAUUCACCUGGUCAGUCUAUGUCAUGGAAAAAGCAAGUGUAGAAACAUCAGAAAUGCAGCACAGACUCUUUUGGAGUAGUCUUCAGGGUUUGAUAACUAUUGAGCUUUAGUUUAGAAAUAUUGUCCACAACAGCUUAAUAGCACUGAAUACCAAUAUAGGCAACUGUUGAAAGGCAAAAGUCCUAGCAGUGUGGUAGUUUGUUGGACAUAAGCAGAAAGCCCAUGCAUCAAUCAGCAAACACACACCCUGUAGAACAAGUGGGAGGAGGGAUGGCAGAUUAUAUUAGUAAGCCACUUGAUUAUAUUGGCACACUGGUUUACCUAUAGAGGGAUUUACCAACCCUGCGGUAAUGUGUGUUGCCAUCUUUCUAAAAAAGCACUUAACCCAAAAAGCUAUUUGACCUUCUCAACAUUUCUCUAUUCUCUUGUUUUUGGCAAGAAAUUACAUCAUAUUGUCUUCAUUCUCCCUCUGGAGGCUGUAUUGAUUUUCAGGGUUUCUUUCACCGCCAAGUCUUUAUCAGUGGAAAGAAGAGAAUAGCGUUCUCUUGUUAUUGCACACUUCACACACUUUGACAAGCAAAUGUAUUGGCUUGCUGGUAUUUUUCACCUUGGCAGACAUGCAUUAUUAAGUUAUUGGUAUUAUCUUGUAUUUUUAAGAACAUACAGUACCAGUCAAAAGUUUGGACACAACUACUCAUUCCAGGGUUUUUCUUUAUUUUUACCAUUUUCUACAUUGUAGAAUAAUAGUGAAAACAUCAAAACUAUGAAAUAACACAUAUGGAAUCAUGUAGUAACCAAAAAAGUGUUAAACAAAUUUUAGAUUCUUCAAAGUAGCCACCCUUUGCCUUGAUGACAGCUUUGUACACUCUUGGUAUUCUCUCAACCAGCUUCAUGAGGUAAUGUAAUGCAUUUGAGCCAAUCAGUUGUGUUGUGACAAGGUAAGGGUGGUAUACAGAAGAUAACCCUAUUUGGUAAAAGACCAAGUCCAUAUUAUGGCAAGAACUGCUCAAAUAAGCAAAAAGAAACGACAGUCCAUCCUUACUUUAAGACAUGGUCAGUCAAUCUGGGAAAUUUCAAGAACUUUGAAAGUUUCUUCAAGUGCAGUCGCAAAAAACAUCAAGAGCUAUGAUGAAACUAGCUCUCAUGAGGACUGCCACAGGAAAGGAAGACCCAGAGUUACCUCUGUAGCAGAGGAUAAGUUCAUUUGAGUUACCAGACUCAGAAAUCGACAAUUAACUGCACAUCAGAAUGCACCUCACAGUUCAAGUAACAGACACAUCUCAACAUCCACUGUUCAGAGGAGACUGCGUAAAUCAGGCCUUCGUGGUCGAAUUGUGGUAAAGAAACCACUACUAAAGGACAGCAAUAAGAAGAAAAGACUUGCUUGGGCCAAGAAACACGAGCAAUGUACAUUAGACCGGUGGAAAUCUGUCCUUUGGUCUGAUACGCCAUCCCAUCUGAUUUCUGAUACGCCAUCCCAUCUGAUCGCUUAGUGGGACUAUCAUUUGUUUUUCAACAACAGGACAAUGACCCAAAACACAACUCCAGGCUGUGUAAGGGCUGCAUCAGAUGACCUGGCCUCCACAAUCCACCGACCUCAACCCAAUUGAGAUGGUUUGGGAUGAGUUGGACCGCAGAGUGAAGGAAAAGCAGCCAACAAGUGCUCAGCAUAUGUGGGAACUCCUUCAAGACUGUUGGAAAAGCAUUCCAGGUGACUACCUCAUGAAGCUGAUUGAGAGAAUGCAAAGCGGUCAUCAAGGCAAAGUGUGGCUACUGUGAAGAAUCUAAAAUGUAUUUGAUUUGUUUAACACUUUUUUGGUAACUACAUGAUUCCAUAUGUUUUAUUUCAUAGUUUUGAUGUCUUCACUAUUAUUCUACAAUGUAGAAAAUAUUUAAAAAAUAAAGAAAAACCAUUGAAUGAGUAGGUGUGUCCAAACUUUUGACUGGUAAUGUUCAGUUGAAGUCGGAAGUUUGCAUACACCUUAGCCAAAUACAUUUAAACUCAGUUUUUCACAACUACUGAAAUUUAAUUAGAGUAAAAAUUGCAUGUCUUAGGCCAGUUAGGAUCGCCACUUUAUUUUAAGAAUGUGAAAUGUCAGAAUAAUACUAGAGAGAAUGAUUUAUUUCAGCUUUUAUUUCUUUCAUCACAUUUCCAGUGGGUCAGAAGUUUACAUACAGUCAAUUAGUAUUUGGUAGCAUUGCCUUUAAAUUGUUUAACUUCGGUCAAACGUUUCGGGUAGCCUUCCACAAGCUUCCCACAAUAAGUUGGGUGAAUUUUGGCCAUUCCUCCUGACAGAGCUGGUGUAACUGAGCCAGGUUUGUAGGCCUCCUUGCUCGCACGUGCUUUUCAGUUCUGCCUACAAAUUUUCUAUAGGAUUGAGGUCAGGGCCUUGUGAUGGCCACUCCAAUACCUUGACUUUGUUGUCCUUAAGCCAUUUUGCCACAACUUUGGAAGUAUGCUUGGGGUCAUUGUCCAUUCGGAAGACCCAUUUGCGACCAAACUUUAACUUUGUGACUGAUGUCUUGAGAUAUUGCUUCAAUAUAUCCACAUAAUUGUCCUCCCUCAUGAUGCCAUCUAUUUUGUGAAGUGCACCAGUCCCUCCUGCAGCAAAGCACCCCCACAACAUGAUGCUGCCACCCCCGUGAUUCACGGUUGGGAUGGUAUUCUUUGGCUUGCAAGCCUCCCCCAUUUUCCUCCAAACAUAACAAUAGUCAUUAUGGCCAAACAGUUCUAUUUUUGUAUCCUCAGACCAGAGGACAUUUCUCCAAAAGUACGAUAUUUGUCCCUAUGUGCAGUUGCAAACCGUAGUCUGGCUUUUUUAUGGCGGUUUUGGAGCAGUGGCUUCUUCCUUGCUGAGCGGCCUUUCAGGUUAUGUCGAUAUAGGACUCGUUUUUACUGUGGAUACAAAUACUUUUGUACCUGUUUCCUCCAGCAUCUUCACAAGGUCCUUUGCUGUUGUUCUGGGGUUGAUUUGCACUUUUCACACCAAUGUACAUUCAUCUCGAGGAGACAGAACGUGUCUCCUUCCUGAGCGCUAUGACGGCUGCGUGGUCCCAUGGUGUUUAUACUUGCGUACUAUUGUUUGUACAAAUGAACGUUGUACAUUCAGGCAUUUGGAAAUUGCUCCCAAGGAUGAACCAGACUUGCGGAGGUCUACAUUUUUUUCUGAGGUCUUGGCUAAUUUCUUGAUUUCCCAUGAUGUCAAGCAAAGAGGCACUGCGUUUGAAGGUAGGCCUUGAAAUACAUCCACAGGUACACCUCCAAUUGACACAAAUGAUGUCAAUUGGCCUAUCAGAAGCUUCUAAAGCCAUGACAUAAUUUUCUGGAAUUUUACAAGCUGUUUAAAGGCACAGUCAACUUAGUGUAUGUAAACUGUAUGUAAAAUUGUGAUAUAGUGAAUUAUAAGUGAAAUAAUCUGUAAACAAUUGUUGGAAAAAUUACUUGUGUCAUGCACAAAGUAGAUAACCUAACCGACUUGCCAAAACUAUGGUUCGUUAGCAAGAAAUUUGUGGAGUGGUUGAAAAACGAGUUUUAAUGACUCCGACCUAAGUGUAUGUAAACUUCCGACUUCAACUGUAUAUUCUGAACUCGUCGAAUCAAUCAUGCCGAUACAAUCAAGGUUAUAACAUAUUUUAAAUAGAUCAUAUUGGAUUGUAUUUUAUAUUAUUUUUUAAUUUUUUAUCCUUUUUUAUUUGACUGAUGGUUGAUGUCAAUAUUGUGGGGAUAAAUGUCAUGCUGAAAUAAAAUGACUUUGGGAGGUCAUGUGAAAUGAGA